AUGUUUGUCUCGCGCCUCCGCUCGCCACUCGCGACCUACGCCACGACUCGUUUUAUUUCACAGGCUUUCCUGGCAUACUCGGGCUGCGCCGCCCAGAGCCCUCACACGCCUCCCUCGGAGCUGCAACUACGACGCUCGUGGCUCUAUGUGCCGUCUUCGUCCGACAAGAUGCUGGCGAAGUCCAAGGAGGUAGGGUCCGACAUGGUCAUUUAUGACCUCGAGGACAGCGUGUCUCCGGUCCCUGCGGACAAGGAAAGAGCUAGAGUGCGGUUGCAAUCGUUUUUGGAGCACGAGGAGCGCACGCUCGACCGUCGUCGCGUCGCCGUCCGCGUCAACAGCGUGUCGACCAAGUUCUUCGAGGAGGACAUGGCCUAUGUCCUACGCUCCCCCGUCGUCAGCACCCUCGUCCUCCCCAAAGUCAACUCCACGAAGGACCUCAACCACGUGUCGAACGUCAUCCGCGAACUUACGCGCGUCGACCCAGGCCGCGGUCUGCGCCUCGUCGCGAGCAUCGAGAGCGCGCAGGCGCUGUGGAAUAUAGGGUCCAUCAGCCACUGGAAGUCGGAGCAUGGACCGCUUAUGGGCGGGCAGUUGAGCGCGUUGUUGUUCGCUGCGGAGGAUUUCUGCGCUGACACGGGAAUCAUCCGCACGCACUCUCGCCGAGAGCUCCUGUAUACGCGGUCGCAGAUCGUUAUAGCGGCAAAGGCGCACGGGCUAGAGGCUAUUGACAUGGUCUUCAAGCACUACAAGGACCCGGAGGAGCUCAAGGAGGAGUGCAAGGACGGUCGUAAUUUAGGGUUUAAUGGAAAGCAAGCGAUCCAUCCCGUCCAGGUGGAGACUAUUCAGUCUACAUUUGUGCCCACCGAGCAAGAGAUCCUUCGGGCUGCGAAGAUUGUUCAUCAGCUAGAUGCGGCGUAUGCAUCGACAAUGGGGACGGGAGCCGUCGGCAUUGACGGGGAGAUGAUUGACGCUCCUAUGCUGAAGCAGGCUGAGAAAGUCAUCAGCAUGGCCAAGGCUGCAGGCCUGACUAUCCCUCACGUCUGACCGUAUUUCCUCGUCCGGUUCAUCCAUCCAAUGUAAACAAAUAAUCACAGGGUAACUGGCUAGUACUAGCGCCUCGAAGCCCGGAUGGCAGUUGCCACGAAAUAGUUGCAAAUUCCGUAUCAUGACAUGACGCGUGUGUCUGCACGACAUAUCUCCAACACAGCACUUGCUAAAAUGAAGAGACGGCUGUUCUCUCCAUUCCAGGGACUUCCCGCGCCGGGAGGCCGACAUUGCGCUGCUGGAUAUGGUCAAAUCAGAAGAGCCGUCGAGCCCGGGGAGAAAUGAAACGCCCAAUGGAGGCGAGGAAGCCGAUCGGUGCGUGUGGCGCAUGGUGGUUGGAAUUUGAUUCCGAUCUGUCUCCGCGAGCCUUUCUCUCUUGAUUCUGAACCACGACGUCGAUCCAGGCUCACACCACAGAUAAAUACCGCGCGAGGGGCGAAACUAACCUUUCCUCUUCCCACCAUCAUCUCACCGCGGUGCACCUGGGUCCUG
Molecule: messenger RNA, 1536 nt
Organism: Schizophyllum commune H4-8
Lineage: Eukaryota; Fungi; Basidiomycota; Agaricomycetes; Agaricales; Schizophyllaceae
Product: beta subunit of citrate lyase
Exons: 9
Coding region: 1-1044 (347 amino acids)
Biological process (GO): oxaloacetate metabolic process
Molecular function (GO): catalytic activity; magnesium ion binding
Source: RefSeq, a predicted model, not a curated record